Lodderomyces pseudojiufengensis is the source of this 579-nucleotide messenger RNA. RefSeq lists its product as uncharacterized. The transcript has a single exon. The record is from RefSeq and is a predicted model, not a curated record. Bases 1 to 579 code for a protein of 192 amino acids. NCBI's taxonomy places the organism in Eukaryota, Fungi, Ascomycota, Pichiomycetes, Serinales, Debaryomycetaceae.
AUGGCUGCUAAAUUAAGUCUAUUUAACAAUGUAUAUGUAUCAAUGAGAAAAAUUAAUGGUUGGGAUAACAUCAAAAACACUUUUAGUAAAUUUCCUUGGAUCAAUGUUGAUAGAUAUGCAGAUAUUUUAAUCAUUAAUUCAAGUUUAACAACAAUCAAAAAUGACAAUCAUGAUGAUAUUUGUUUAAUAUGUCAGCUUCCAAGAUUAAAUUGUAUCAACAACAUCAAACAUCUACAACUAAUUCAAUAUCAAGCUAUGCUGUAUGCUUUAGAUUUAACUCCAGAUUUACUUAUCAAAGACUUUAAAUAUAAUCCACUAAUUUAUGAUGAAGAAGACUUUGUUCUUAAUUAUAGGUCGAAUAUUGAAUUGUUCAAAUCUAGUAAUGAUAUGGAUGGUAUUGAUUUAAAUAAGUUUACUGGUUUGGUUCAAAAUUUAACUGAUAAAGAUAUACAUCCGUUGUCUAUUUUAGCAAAACAUUUGGAUCAAGAAAUUAUUAAAUUGCAAAGAAUUGAACACAUUAGCUCAUUAUUUGAAUCAUUUGAAAUGUUUGGUGAGUUAUUUGGUAUUGAUGGGAUAUAA